AUGGUGGUCUUGAAGCGAAAACAUUCCGAUUCGAACGGUCCUCGCCUAAGAGCGGAGCGCAGUACCUCCGAGGAGGAGGAGAUCCAAGGAGAAGAGAGGUUGAAGAUGGACGAAAUGAAAAUGUGUCUAAAACGAACGAUCGAAUUUUAUGAUCGGCCGAAGCGAGCGAAACGAGUGGGAGUGCUCAGUUUCGCGGAUCUCAAACCCUUCUGCAUGGAGAUGCUGAUUGGGUUCAUGAAAGAAAAGAAUCUGCUUAAAGUUGCGGUAAGUUGAAAUUUUUUGGAAUUCUGAUGGCUAAAGUAAUAUCGAAAAAAAAUUGCAGAAAACAAGAAAUUUUUGAGCGUUGUGGAAUGAUUGCAAUCUAAAUUUAGUUUCUUAUAAAUUUGCAUUGAACUGAGAUCACAAAAACAAAUUUUAUGCACAGUGCAAAAGAAAUGUUUUUCGCACAGUGCAAAAAAAUUUGAUUCCACGGUGCAAAAAAAAUUUCUACGCACAGUGCAAACAAAAAAUUUCUAUGCACAGUGCAAAAAAAAUUUGUGCAAAGCGCAAAAAAAAUCUCAAGACUGUUUAUCAAAUAAAUAUAUUUACCAAUUUCUUCUAAGAAUACUCUUCAGCUAGUAAACAACCGUCAUUUCAACGCGGUAAAAUUCUGUUUCCGCUCCAAGCCUUGCCUCAAUUUCUACCCCAACUCUUGCAAACAGUGUCUUUCCCGUGAGCCUUGCGCCAACAUCACCUCCUUUCGUUGUGGCCAUAAAAUCAUCCACAAAAUGGACAAGUGGAUGUCGAUUUUGAAGUUGGGGAUUGUUCGGCCGAGCACGAUCUACGUGUGCUCGCUGAUUGUACCGAGAAGUGUGAGGAUGGCGAUGCAUGGGUUUCGGAAAAUCAUCGGCGAGGUUAGAUCUCGUAAGUUUUAGGGGGAUUUAUAGGGAAACCUCUGCAAAGCAAAGUGCGACGCUCAGAUUUUGAUGAAACUUGGCACAAAUUUAGAAUGGUUUUUUAUAAAACAUAUGCGAGAUUUCUAGCAUGCGUUUUGCAGAAACGACUGAGAUUUUAGGUCAAAAGCUGGAAAAAUGUAAAAAUUUUUUUUGCGAAUUUUGGCAGGUAAAGCUUCAUACCCAUUUGUACUUCAUAGAGUAAUGUUUCCACAAAAAAUCAAUUUUUUCUGCGCAAAACUGGCAAAGAUAUGACCAAAAAUCUCUGUCAUUUCUGCAAAACGCGAGCUUCUUUUGCCAAAGUCAUCCAAACCUAAGCAUCGUACUUUGUCCACUUUUCCUGUCAGUUCAUAAAUUCCGUCUGCCUUUCUGUCCUUCAAAACAUCUUUAUUAAUUUUUAAAAACAAAUACAUUGUAUUAUUUUUUCCAGCAAUAACUCGAAUCUUCAUAAACGUCUCCAACGAGGAGCACUACCAGAAGCCAUUGCGGGAAUUGCUCUUGCGCAAUCGGGACUCCAUUCAACUUAUUCACAUUCGCAACUCCACCAAAGAGGAGUCGAGGCUGUACUUCGAGGACUUUGCCGAGUUCUACAAGUUCGGCGCCGAAGACUGGUUCCAAACUCGGUCGCCCCGCGUCUUUCAAGAACUGAAUCCGAGUAGAUAA
Messenger RNA from Bursaphelenchus xylophilus (pine wood nematode), 1595 nucleotides. Lineage: Eukaryota; Metazoa; Nematoda; Chromadorea; Rhabditida; Aphelenchoididae. The record is from the annotation of a GenBank genome assembly.